GUGAGGAAAAAAGUUCAGCUCUGUGGUUCUGCACCCGAGCAGGUUCUGUUAUCUUUCACAGCUUUAUCCUCUUUUUUUGCUCUUUUUAAGUUUGUCGUUUAGUCGACCGUCCGUCCGUCCGUCCGUAUCAGACCUGCUCUAAUGUUUCGGUGUGACGUAUUUUCCCCUCGCUACGGCGCACACUUCCGUGAUGUUCUGGGUUUUGUCUCCUGACUCUAUCUACAGAGCCGUUUUUGUUCGGUGUCGUUCAGCUACGUCCUGGUUUUCACCUGAUACGAAGAUGAAACGUGUUCGCUUUCUGAUCGGGUGACUGUUGCUAAGCAACAAGCCGUAACAUUGUACCAGCGCAUCGUUUCACACCGUACAGUCCUGUAAAUGAACAUCCCAGAACAUCUCAGAACAUCCAGCAGCUCCAGAACAUCCCAGAACAUCCAACAGCUCCAGAACAUCCAGCAGAUCAAGAACAUCCCAGAACAUCCAGCAGCUCCAGAACAUCCAGCAGCUCCAGAACAUCCCAGAACAUCCAACAGCUCCAGAACAUCCAGCAGAUCAAGAACAUCCAGCAGCUCCAGAACAUCCAGCAGCUCCAGAACAUCCCAGAACAUCCAGCAGCUCCAGAACAUCCAGCAAAUCCAGAACAUCCAGCAGAUCCAGAACAUCCAGCAGAUCCAGCAGAUCCAGAACAUCCAGCAGAUCCAGAACAUCCAGCAGCUCCAGAACAUCCCAGAACAUCCAGCAGCUCCAGAACAUCCAGCAGACCCACGUCACACCUACACAUGUGAUGGUCUUCGUCUUUGUACUUCUACAUAUCAGCAAAAACCCCGAAGCUUUUUGGAUCUUCAGAAACUUUUCAUUAUUAAGAGUCUAACAACAUAUUUAUUAUCAUUAUUAUUUUACAGCAUUAAUAUCUUGAUAUUUUUUAUGUAUUUUUAUGGAAGUUUAUAUGCUUUUAAUUCAGCGUCUGAAUACCUUUACGUGGUAUCUGUAAAUAAUUCAGACUUUUCGGAUCGAGUGAAUAAAUAUCUCUAAAAGGU
Molecule: messenger RNA, 1034 nt
Organism: Tachysurus fulvidraco (yellow catfish)
Lineage: Eukaryota; Metazoa; Chordata; Actinopteri; Siluriformes; Bagridae
Exons: 2
Coding region: 376-1029 (217 amino acids)
Source: RefSeq, a predicted model, not a curated record